Gordionus sp. m RMFG-2023 is the source of this 360-nucleotide messenger RNA. RefSeq lists its product as uncharacterized. Gene Ontology annotation, biological process: chromatin remodeling. The record is from RefSeq and is a predicted model, not a curated record. The transcript is spliced from 2 exons. NCBI's taxonomy places the organism in Eukaryota, Metazoa, Nematomorpha, Gordioida, Chordodea, Parachordodidae. Gene Ontology annotation, cellular component: nucleus. Bases 1 to 360 code for a protein of 119 amino acids.
AUGAUUGGAUAUGGGUGUAAAUUGUACUAUAAUGGAAUUCCUAGCAAUAGGAACGGUGUCGGCAUUAUCCUCAGUCAAGAUCUAACCUCCUCAGUGGUAGAAGUUAAAUAUACUCCUCAAACGGGUUGCAAAGAAGAGGAGAAAGAUGACUUUAGAUCUAUCGUUGAUGAAGCUGUAAUGGAAAUCCCUAGGGAUGACCUAGAAAUAAUAGGUGGUGAUUUAAAUGCGCAUGUGGGAAAAGCAAGAGACAGCUACAAAAGGCAUCAUGGUGGUUUUGGAUAUGGAGAAAGAAAUGAUGAAGGAGAGCACGUACUGAAAUUUGUGCAAGCCUUCGACCUUGCCUUAACCAACACCUACUAG